AUGGAUCGGUCGGAUCUCCUGGGGAAACCUGUUGUGAGCAGCGGUGUAUCCAGCAGCCCGCGGAGGGCGAGCGGCAAGACGAGCCCCUCGCAAACACAGCCGGGGAGCGGCAAGCAUGCUGGAGGCUCGAAGCCCACGCAGGCACGAAGCAUAGGCAAGGUGGUGCAGGUAACCGUGGAAGACCAUCCUUUCUCUAAGGUGUCUCAAAACCCCCACUGCCACCCCCUCCUCCCGUACCUCCCUCCUACCCUGCCAUACCCUCCUCCCGCUGAGGGCAUAGGCAAGGUGGUGCAGGUGGCGGUGGACGACCACCCUGCGCCCAGAAAGCCAGCACUUGGCACCAAGCCUGGGGCGUCAGGCAGGCUAUCCGCGCCCAGAGCGACCACCAGAGACGCGCGCCCCCGCCUCGUGCAGUCGAGGGGGGCUGACAGGGGUUCUGAUGCUGCUGUGGGGUCGGCAGGCGGAGGGGGAGUAGUAGCAGGAGAAGCAGCAGCAGCAGCGGCAGGAGCAGCAGUGGCAGGAGCAGGAGGAGCAAGAGGAGGAAGAGGAGGAGGAGGAGCAGCAGCUACGGCGCAGAGGGUAGUUCCGGAAGCAGGGGGGGUGACUAUAGCUGAAACAGUGGUGGGUGCAGCUAGAGCAACAGGUGUGGGCGCAGCAAAGGCCGUGGAGGCACAAACAGAUGCAGUGGUACCCACACAGGCAGUGACAGCAGUGGUCACAGGAGCAGCAGCAGAAGCAGCAGCAGCAGGACCAGUAGUAGCAGGGGCAGCCGCAGCAGGGACAGUAUUAGCAGGAGCAGUUGCAGUAGUAGAAGGCGCAGCAGCAGUUCAAGAGUCAGAGCGAAUCAGUAGUGGUAUGGUUGAGGAGCAUAGUGGGGUGGGGGCGCCUGUAGAGCAACGGAUGCAGGGACGAGAGGGGGAAGUAUGGGAUACAGAAGCUGCUGCCUCCCUCGUCUCUCCUGCUUCACUCGCCUCUCCUCCCGCCCUUGUCUCUCCCGCUUCCCCUGGCUCGCCGCCCUCCCUUGCUGCACGGCCUGACGAGCCUCUUGCCUCCCCUCCCCCUCGAGCUCCCGGCCAUGCGUCCGCUGGCCCAGCUGCCACGUCAGCUGCCACGUCAGCCGCUACAUUAGCCGCCACGUCAGGUGCUGAGCUGGCAGCCGAAGAUGAUCUGCUAAUGCGGUUACCGAAAGUGAGGGAGAUGCACGGGGGGAGAGAGGAGGGGGUGAAGAGGGCGAGUGAGGCGGCCGUGCAUGUGCCUAAGGAGACACAGCUCGUGGCGUCCAGAAAUGUGGCGACAGCCAUGGCCAUGCGGGCCAAGCAGCUUCAGGCGGAUCUCAAGGCAGCUCGGAGAGACGCCAUGGACGCUCGAGAGCGGUGCAGAGCGGUGGAGGAGGAGAAUGAGCGGCUCAGAGCGGCGCUGGCUGCUGGAGAGGCGGCGAGGGAGGGAGGGAAGGGGGAGGGGAUGGGAGAGCGUGAGGCGGAAGGGGGGGUGGAGGGGGAGGGAGGGGUGGACACACAUCACCACCACCAUCACUCUGAACUUGAAGAUAUGAUGAGUCAAGGGUUGGUUGAAAUGCCCCCUUUUCCUUCCCGUAAUCUGCACGAGCAGCUGGGAGUGCUGCUGCAGGAGAAGGCGCAGCUGGUGGCGGGGAAGGCGGCAGUGGAGCGCGAGAACGAGAUGCUACAACUGCACGAGCAGCUGGGAGUGCUGCUGCAGGAGAAGGCGCAGCUGGUGGCGGGGAAGGCAGCAGUGGAGCGCGAGAACGAGAUGCUGCACCACCUGCUGCUCUACUACGAACACCUCCACCUGCACCGUGCCAGCACCAAUGUUUGUGCGCACCAUGCAUUUCCUGAGGGGGGGCAUGUGUUGCCCGAGGGGGGAGAGCAUGUGCUGCUGGCUGGAGGGCAGCAUGUGAUGUCGGCGGAGGAGCAUGCGGCGUUGAUGCAUGAGCACAUGCACCUGCAUGGGGGUCUGUCGGAUGGGCAUGGUGUUGAUGGUGAUGCCGCCGCUGCUACUGCUAGCGCUGCUGCUACUUGUGAGAAUGGGGAUCUUAGGAAUCAGCAGCCUGGGAAUGGGGAGGCAGAGAGUGGAGCUUCUGACAUGACAGAGGAGGGCUGUGCUGGGGAAGGGGAGAACCGGGAGGAGGGGCAGGAGAAGGCUGAGGAGCACACAGGGCCAACUCCGUUGCAGCCGCAGUUGGCGGCGCCAGGCUUGUUGGACGAAGCAAGGGAAGGUGGGUGGGCAUGUGUGGGGAAGAACGGGGAGGAGGGACAGGAGAAGGCUGAGGGGCAUGAAGGCCCACCCUUAUUUCAGCAGCAGGUUGCCGCAGCAGUCUCGUUGGAGGAAGCAAGGGAAGGCAGGGAGGUGUGUGGAGGCGCGGAGGCGGGUUGUGGGCCUGGGAUGGUGGAUGGAAGCAGCGAUUGGGCGAGGAUGAGUGGUGCAGUUGCAGUCUCGGGGGGUGCGGAGGAAGAGCAGAAAGGUGGUGCAGGGAGCGUGUGUGCAGGGAGUGGGGUUGAUGACUGCACGGGGUCCAACGUCUAUGCAGGCAGCUGA
Molecule: messenger RNA, 2553 nt
Organism: Closterium sp. Naga37s-1
Lineage: Eukaryota; Viridiplantae; Streptophyta; Zygnematophyceae; Desmidiales; Closteriaceae
Source: the annotation of a GenBank genome assembly